GGAGGGGCGGGGGAGUCACCUGCGAGCGGCGGUGCCGCCCGCUCGCCCGCCCGCCCGCCCGCCCGCCGCGUCCGGAUCGCGCCGGCUGCGCGGGGCCGCUGGCUGCACACACCCCGGGAGGCUGGGGCGGCGGAGCGGGCAGAGUCCGCGCCUGGCGCCCCGGACGAGGAGGAGUCGGAUCUUCGCCGCUGUCGCCGCCGCCCGCGCCCGGCUGGGCUACUAGCAAAAGAUGGUGGAUCGCUUGGCAAACAGUGAAGCAAAUACUAGACGUAUAAAUAUAGUAGAAAAUUGUUUUGGAGCAGCUGGUCAACCUUUAACUAUACCUGGAAGGGUUCUUAUUGGAGAAGGAGUAUUGACUAAGUUGUGCAGAAAGAAGCCCAAAGCAAGGCAGUUUUUCUUAUUUAAUGAUAUUCUUGUAUAUGGCAAUAUUGUCAUCCAGAAGAAAAAAUACAACAAACAGCACAUCAUUCCCCUGGAAAAUGUGACUAUUGAUUCCAUCAAAGACGAGGGAGACUUGAGAAAUGGAUGGCUUAUCAAGACACCAACUAAAUCAUUUGCAGUUUAUGCUGCCACUGCCACUGAGAAAUCUGAAUGGAUGAAUCACAUAAAUAAAUGUGUUACUGAUUUACUCUCCAAAAGUGGGAAGACACCCAGUAAUGAACAUGCUGCUGUCUGGGUUCCUGACUCUGAGGCAACUGUAUGUAUGCGUUGCCAGAAAGCAAAAUUCACACCUGUUAAUCGUCGUCACCAUUGCCGCAAAUGUGGUUUUGUUGUCUGUGGGCCCUGCUCUGAAAAGAGAUUUCUUCUUCCAAGCCAGUCCUCUAAGCCUGUGCGGAUUUGUGACUUCUGCUAUGACCUGCUUUCUACGGGGGACCUGGCCACGUGCCAGCCUACUAGAUCGGACUCUUACAGUCAGUCAUUGAAGUCUCCUUUAAAUGAUGUAUCUGAUGAUGAUGAUGAUGAUGAUAGCAGUGACUAAGGACAUGUUUUGAAAUAUUUAAUUGGGUGUGACUACCUGAGAAAUCAGCUCUGGGGGAAAUGUAAAAUUCUGAGCUUUCUCUCAGUUUUGCUCUAGCCGUGAAUUUGCCUGAGAAACUUUUAACCUAUGUGCCUCAAUAUAUCCUAUAGAAAAUAGGUCCUGUCAUUGUGUCCUCACCCCCAUCCCCACCCAGCUCCCCGCUCUUCUACAGGGAUAGAUUAUUGGCAAGUAUAUCAGAUAAAUGUUGGUUUCUUAUUCUUGUUUAAUUUUAGAUUAUUUUGUUGGAAGGUUGGGAAAAGAUGUUUAUUUAACAGAUCAUGUACUACAUUGUUGUUUACUAUAUGUUCUGUUAUAUGGAAAAACUAAAAGCAAAAAAUGAUGGGAAAAGGAGUAUAAUGCGGUUAGCUAAUAUUAUUACCUUUUUCCUAACCAUCCUAUCUAAUAGUUAAGACACCAGUAACAAAACGUGAUUUGAAAAUAUUUUGUUCGACUGUUUCAUAUACCAAGUGGUGCCUUAUCAUAGUAGCACUGUUACGUGAAAUUAGCCCCUACCUUCUCACUUUUAGUUUGUUUUGAAAAUACACUGGUGCUCUAUGAGGUGAUAAAAUGAGUAUUUAUGAAUGGGUGUAAUUUAAAAAUACUUCUCAUCUGCCAGCUACAAAUAACUAAAUUUAGAGCUUCUUCAUUCUAUAGGAAUAAAUAUUUUUCCAUAAAAUAGUUGUGAUUAUAUUUUUAUGUUUUAUAGGUACCAAAUUAUAAUUGUUAAAUAUAUAUUUUAAAUCUGUUAGGUUUUCAUUCUUA
Messenger RNA from Odobenus rosmarus divergens (Pacific walrus), 1780 nucleotides. It is a transcript of the gene PLEKHF2, whose product is annotated as pleckstrin homology domain-containing family F member 2-like. The transcript is spliced from 2 exons. The record is from RefSeq and is a predicted model, not a curated record. The coding region runs from base 230 to 979 and encodes 249 amino acids. Gene Ontology annotation, molecular function: metal ion binding; phosphatidylinositol binding. Lineage: Eukaryota; Metazoa; Chordata; Mammalia; Carnivora; Odobenidae.